Molecule: messenger RNA, 1944 nt
Organism: Rhododendron vialii
Lineage: Eukaryota; Viridiplantae; Streptophyta; Magnoliopsida; Ericales; Ericaceae
Product: suppressor of mec-8 and unc-52 protein homolog 1
Exons: 16
Coding region: 144-1685 (513 amino acids)
Biological process (GO): mRNA splicing, via spliceosome
Cellular component (GO): precatalytic spliceosome
Molecular function (GO): protein binding
Source: RefSeq, a predicted model, not a curated record
UUCUAACAUGCCCCUAAAGUUUCGUUUGGUUCUUGAAAUUCAGGAUAAACCCUAACCCCCUCUCUGUGUUUUCUCUGUCAUCAAAAUCAUUUAUACUGACGAGGAUUCACCCCUAAGAUUCGUAUACUCAGCAACAGAGCGCGAUGUCUACGCUCGAAAUCGAAGCCCGAGAUGUGAUUAAGAUAGUUCUUCAAUUCUGCAAAGAAAAUUCUUUGCAUCAAACUUUCCAAACAUUACAGAGUGAGUGUCAGGUUUCUCUCAAUACGGUAGACAGCCUUGAAACAUUUGUUGCGGAUAUUAACAGUGGAAGGUGGGAUACAAUAUUACCUCAAGUUGCACAACUUAAGCUUCCUAGGAAGAAACUAGAAGAUCUCUAUGAACAGAUUGUUUUGGAAAUGAUCGAACUUCGGGAAUUGGAUACUGCACGUGCUAUAUUAAGGCAAACCCAGGUAAUGGGCGUCAUGAAACAAGAGCAACCUGAAAGAUAUUUGCGAAUGGAGCAUCUCCUUGUUAGAACUUAUUUCGAUCCGCAUGAGGCUUAUCAAGAUUCAACAAAAGAGAAAAGACGUGCACAAAUAGCUCAAGCUCUCGCUGCAGAGGUUUCUGUGGUUCCGCCGUCACGACUAAUGGCUCUAAUUGGUCAGGCUUUGAAGUGGCAGCAGCACCAAGGGUUGCUUCCGCCAGGCACACAGUUUGACCUAUUCCGAGGGACGGCUGCUAUGAAACAAGAUGUAGAUGAUAUGUACGCGACAAAUCUUGGGCAUACUAUUAAGUUUGGAAAGAAAAGUCACCCAGAAUGUGCGCAGUUCUCACCAGAUGGACAGUUCCUUGUUUCUUGCUCUGUUGACGGAUUUGUUGAGGUUUGGGACCACAUAAGCGGGAAGUUGAAGAAGGAUCUUCAAUACCAAGCUGAUGAGACAUUUAUGAUGCAUGAUGAUGCUGCCCUUUGUGUUGAUUUUAGUAGAGAUUCUGAGAUGCUGGCAUCUGGGUCCCAAGAUGGAAAAAUCAAAGUUUGGCGCAUAAGGACUGGACAAUGCUUGCGCCGCCUUGAACAUGCACAUUCUCAGGGUGUCACCAGUCUUACCUUCUCUCGAGAUGGAAGUCAGCUAUUAAGCACAUCAUUUGAUGGCACAGCAAGAAUCCAUGGCCUAAAAUCAGGGAAAUUAUUAAAGGAAUUCCGUGGACAUGGAUCCUAUGUGAAUGAUGCCAUCUUUACGAGCGAUGGAGCUCGUGUAAUUACUGCAUCUAGCGAUUUUACUGUCAAGGUUUGGGACGUCAAGACUACAGAAUGUCUGCACACAUUAAAGCCACCACCUACUUUAAGGGGAGCUGAUGCGUCAGUGAAUUCUGUCCAUCUUUUUCCUAAAAAUACAGAUCACAUAAUUGUGUGUAACAAGACUUCGUCAAUACACCUAAUGACACUUCAAGGACAGGUUGUAAAGAGCUUCUCAUCUGGUAAAAAAGAAGGGGGAGACUUUGUAGCUGCUUGUGUAUCACCUAAAGGGGAGUGGAUUUACUGUGUUGGUGAAGAUAGAAAUAUGUACUGCUUCAGCCACCAAUCUGGUAAACUGGAGCAUCUUAUGAAGGUCCAUGACAAAGAUGUAAUUGGUAUCACUCACCAUCCCCACAGAAACCUCGUUGCUACCUAUAGCGAGGACUGCACGAUGAAAUUGUGGAAGCCUUAGUCACUUGAUUUAGGUUGCUGCAGCUUGUUUCGUUGCGAGUGUAGUUUCAGGAUUUAGCUCUGUACUCUCAGUUCAUCUAUAGUCGGUCUUUGUUAAAAAUAUUUAUCCCUUUCGUAUUCUUUGUAGUAGGAAAGGUGCAAUUAUUUGUUAGAGAUUUGUGGUGGUAGUUGAAGUUUUGUUAUUAUAUAAAAAAGUUUCUCCUUUCUUGGAAUUCUGUGUUACUGGUCUAGAAAUUUUCUAUAAAAGCUUCAGUUGCAGA